UUGAGAUAGAAAUGACAAUGAUGAGAGGUAUUUUGGCUGCAAAGAAGAAUCUAACAAGCAAAGCAGCUACGACACCAAAAGGAUUUCUAGCGGUGUAUAUAGGGGAGAGCCAAAAGAAGAGAUAUAUGGUGCUGAUUUCGUUCUUGAAACAGCCUUCAUUCCAAGCUCUGUUGAGUAAGAGGGUUUGGGAUAAUCAUCCCACGGGUGGCUUGACAAUCCCUUGUUCUGAAGAUACUUUCGUCGCUAUAGCUUCUCAGCUGAGAUAGUAGUAGAACCAAACAGAGAAAACAAUUUUGAACUUCCUAUUUUUUUUUUUAACUCGAGAACUAGAAACCAAUGUCAAUACAUACCUUUUUCCUCUUUUCUUAUUGAAGGAGUUG
Capsella rubella is the source of this 380-nucleotide messenger RNA. Its product is annotated as auxin-responsive protein SAUR21. The record is from RefSeq and is a predicted model, not a curated record. Gene Ontology annotation, biological process: response to auxin. NCBI's taxonomy places the organism in Eukaryota, Viridiplantae, Streptophyta, Magnoliopsida, Brassicales, Brassicaceae.